Molecule: messenger RNA, 1182 nt
Organism: Fusarium graminearum PH-1
Lineage: Eukaryota; Fungi; Ascomycota; Sordariomycetes; Hypocreales; Nectriaceae
Exons: 1
Coding region: 1-1182 (393 amino acids)
Biological process (GO): cellular response to oxidative stress; hydrogen peroxide catabolic process; response to reactive oxygen species
Molecular function (GO): heme binding; peroxidase activity
Source: RefSeq, a predicted model, not a curated record
AUGAAGUUCACCGUCCUCAUCGCGGCCGCUUUGGCCGCUGCUCCUAUCCCAGAGGCUGCCGCCCACCCCGGUAUGGGAGAAACCAUCAAAGAAAUCGAACGAAUUGCUGCUCGAAGCUGGGGAAAUGGCUGGGGCAGCAACAAGUGGCCCUCCAAGAACACUGGAGCAAACACUUGGGGUAGCGGUGGAGGCCAGAGUAGUGGAGGCCAGAGCAGUGGAGGCAACGCAUGGGGUAAUGGAGGAGGUCAGACUGGUGGAGACCAGGGCAAUGGAGGCGACAGCUGGAGCGACAGUGGAAGUCAGAGCGGAGGCAACAGCUGGAGUAAUGGCCAAAGCCAAAACAAUGGAGGAGGCUCUUCCUCCUGGCCCGGUCAGAGCAAUGGCGGUAGCAGCUGGAGCAGCGGCGGAGGCCAAAGCGGAGGCCAGAGCGGAGGUCAGGGUGGCUGGACUGGAGACAGCUUCGAUGCUCACUCCCUUAUCGGAGAUCUUAGCACUGUCAGUGACAAGUCUCUCACUUCAGUCGGCAGGGAUAUCAAGAAGAUCCUCCAAGGCAAUGGCAACCCCACAAGCCGCGAGCGUUACUUUGGCUGCCCAUCUAUGAACACUCCCCAGUGCAAGCGCGACACCUGCUGUGUGUGGCAAUACAUCUCCAACGAGCUUCAAGAACGCUUCAGGGGUGAGGCUGGUCGCUGCACCCGAUGGGCUCGCUAUGCAGUUCGAAUUGGCUUCCACGAUGCUGGUACCUGGUCCUUGAAGACUGCUUCUCAGGGAGGUGGUGCUGAUGGCUCCAUCAUCCUCGCCAAUGAGCUGACCCGCGGCGAGAACAAGGGUCUUGAGCAGAUUGGAGAGUACUACCAAACCGUCUACGACAAGUACCACAACACGUAUGGCUUCACUCAGGUCACCAUGGCCGAUCUCAUCCAGAUGGGCUCCAACAUUGCUGCUGUUACUUGUCCUCUUGGACCCCGAGUGCGCUCUUUUGUUGGUCGCAAGGAUAGCACCAAGGCUAACUUGGGAGGACUCCUACCCAAAGUCACCUCUGAUGCUCUCACUCUCAUCAACUUGUUCAAGGACAAGACCAUCGGCCCUGAUGAUCUUGUUGCUCUCAUCGGUGCGCACACAACUUCUCAACAGCACAAAGGCAACAUCGAGCGUGACGGUGAUCCUCAGGACACCGCGUGA